CUCUUGGUUCACUGUCUCAAAUUUAGGGUUUCGUUGGUUCGUUCUUCCUCUUACCAAUCGAAGAACCCUACCCUAAACCCCUUCUAGGGUUCUUCCUCACCUCCAAAUCCCCUUCUCCCUCUCCCUCUGUCCCGAAUGGCGUCGGUGAAGAGAAAAACCCUAGAAGAGCCGGCCGCGGACCUCGCCCGGCCUCAGAAAGCGGCGAGGGAGGAGCCGGAGCCGGCCUACGUCGACGAGCCGGUGUCCUGCCUCCACGACGUCUCCUACCCGGAGGGCUACGUCCCGACUCGCCCGUCCACCUCCCACCCCACUGGCGAGAAGCCCAAGCCGGCCAAGGAGUUCCCCUUUGAGCUCGACCCCUUUCAGUCCGAAGCCAUCAAGUGCCUUGAUAAUGGCGAAUCUGUCAUGGUAUCAGCACAUACGUCAGCAGGGAAGACGGUGGUUGCUUUGUAUGCUAUCGCAAUGUCCUUGCGAGACCAGCAACGGGUCAUCUAUACAUCUCCGAUCAAGGCUCUUAGCAACCAAAAGUAUAGAGAAUUUAAAGAGGAGUUCUCUGAUGUUGGUCUCAUGACAGGGGAUGUGACAAUUGAGCCUAGUGCCUCAUGCCUGGUCAUGACCACUGAAAUUUGGCGAAGUAUGCAGUACAAAGGGUCAGAGAUCAUGCGGGAGGUGGCUUGGAUAAUUUUUGACGAAGUCCAUUACAUGCGAGACAGGGAGAGAGGUGUUGUUUGGGAAGAGAGUAUUGUAAUGGCUCCAAAGAACUCACAUUUUGUAUUUCUCUCUGCAACAGUUCCUAAUGCAAAGGAAUUUGCUGACUGGGUUGCAAAGGUUCAUCGGCAGCCUUGUCACAUUGUUUAUACUGAUUAUCGACCUACACCUCUACAGCACUACAUUUUUCCAUCUGGUGGUGAUGGCUUAUAUUUGGUGGUGGAUGAGAAGGGAAAAUUUCGAGAAGACAGUUUUCAAAAAGCUUUAAAUGCACUUAUUCCUGCAGGUGAAGGUGGGAAGAAAAGGGAGAAUGGGAAGUGGCAGAAGGGAAUAGUAGCAGGCAAACCUAGUGAGGAGAGUGACAUAUUUAAGAUGGUGAAGAUGAUAAUUCAGCGCCAGUAUGACCCUGUCAUACUCUUCAGCUUUAGCAAAAGGGAAUGUGAAUUUCUGGCAAUGCAGAUGGCAAAGAUGGACUUAAAUGAAGAUGAUGAGAAAGUGAAUAUUGAAACCAUUUUUUGGAGUGCAAUGGAUCUGCUUUCUGAUGAUGAUAAGAAGCUUCCCCAGGUUACAAAUAUGCUACCACUUUUGAAACGUGGAAUUGGUGUACAUCAUUCUGGUCUACUUCCAAUUCUGAAGGAAGUGAUUGAAAUUCUCUUUCAAGAAGGCCUCAUCAAGUGUUUGUUUGCCACAGAAACCUUUAGUAUAGGUCUGAACAUGCCUGCCAAAACUGUGGUUUUUACAAACGUACGCAAAUUCGAUGGCGAUAAAUUCAGAUGGAUAUCCAGUGGAGAGUAUAUCCAGAUGAGUGGCCGUGCUGGACGACGAGGUAUCGAUCAGCGUGGCAUUUGCAUUCUAAUGGUGGAUGAGAAAAUGGAGCCGUCAACAGCUAAAAUGAUGCUCAAAGGAAGUGCAGAUUGUUUAAACAGUGCGUUCCACCUGAGCUACAACAUGCUGUUAAACCAAAUGCGUAGCGAAGAUGGUGAUCCAGAAAAACUUCUUCGAUACUCGUUUUAUCAGUUUCAAGCUGAUCGGGCCCUUCCUGAUCUUGAGAAACAAGUAAAGGAAUUGGAAAUAGAGAGAGACUCUAUGAUUAUCGAAGAAGAGGAGAGCUUGAAAGAUUAUUACGAUCUCUUACAGCAGUACAGAAGUUUGAAGAAUGAUGUCCGUGAUGUUGUAUUUUCCCCAAAAUACUGUUUACCAUUCCUGCAGCCUGGCAGGCUUGUGCGCAUUCAAUGCACUAAUGGUGACAAGAAUCCAUCUUUCUCAACAGAUGCUUUAGUGACAUGGGGAGUGAUUAUUAAUUUUGAAAAGGUGAAAAUCCCUGGUGAAGAUAAAAGACCUGAGGAUGCUGAUUAUACAGUUGACGUCCUCACAAGGUGUGUUGUGAAUAAGGAAGUGGGUUCAAAGAAAACCAUGAAGAUUGUUCCUUUAAAUGAGCGUGGAGAACCUGCUGUGGUUUCAUUGCCUCUUUCUCAGUUUGAAAGUUUAAGCAGCAUCCGUCUGUUCAUACCUAAGGAUCUGUUGCCACUAGAAUCUCGGGAGAAUACAUUGAAAAAGGUUUCAGAAGUUCUUUCCAGGUUUGCCAAAGAUGGGAUACCUCUUUUAGAUCCUGAAGAGGAUAUGAAAGUACAAUCUAAUUCAUAUAGAAAAGCUGUUAGAAGGAUAGAAGCUCUAGAGAGUCUAUUUGACAGACACGAAAUCCGGAAUUCACCACUUAUCCAACAAAAGCUGAAAGUUCUGCAUGCAAAGCAUGAAUUGACUGCUAAAAUCAAGUCAAUCAAGAAAACAAUGCGUUCUUCAACAGUGCUUGCCUUCAAGGAUGAACUGAAGGCACGGAAACGAGUUCUUCGCAGGCUGGGAUAUAUUACCAGUGAAGAUGUUGUAGAGUUGAAGGGCAAGGUUGCCUGUGAGAUCAGCACUGCUGAUGAAUUAACACUAACAGAGCUUAUGUUCAGUGGGGUACUGAAGGAUGUGAAUGUGGAGGAGAUGGUUGCACUUCUCUCAUGUUUUGUAUGGCAGGAGAAGCUCCAGGAUGCCCAGAAACCAAGGGAAGAGCUCGACCUUCUUUUCUCUCAGCUGCAAGAGACAGCAAGAAGGGUUGCCAAUGUUCAGCUUGAGUGCAAGGUCCAAAUUGAUGUGGAGAAUUUUGUGAAUUCUUUUCGCCCUGAUAUCAUGGAAGCAGUGUAUGCAUGGGCAAAAGGAUCCAAAUUCUACGAAAUCAUGGAGAUUACACAAGUUUUUGAAGGUAGCUUAAUCAGGGCCAUUAGAAGGCUCGAGGAAGUUCUGCAACAGCUAAAUUUGGCAUCCAAAUCCAUUGGAGAGACUGAAUUGGAAUCAAAAUUUGAAGAGGCGGUUACUAAGAUCAAGCGUGAUAUAGUAUUUGCAGCAUCUUUGUAUUUGUAGUCCGAUAACAAUUCAUUCAAACUUCGGAAAUGGCAUCUGAGCAAUUUUUGCUUUUCUAAAUUGAAGAGCUGUUGCAGUUGCCGGGCACAAAAAAAUUUUGCUCUUGGACGCUAAGAUUGCAGAGCAAUGGCUAAAAUAUUUAAACUACAGCUUUUGCAAAUCAAAAGAUGCAGAUCUAGCGACCUGUCUGCCAUACCAGCCUGUACCAUACCAAAUUUCUUGGUCCAGAGGAUUUCAUUAGUUGCUGAAAGUGAAAGCUGACUAACGGGGGCAGGAGAUGAUUAUUUUUCAUUUUUAUAUUUUCACACAUAGCUGUAUUGAGAGAAUUCUAUUAUUGUACCUUCUAUUUGCACGAAAUUUGUUUCAAUUGGAACAAGAAAGUGUCAAAAUUAAUGAUUCUUCAUAUA
Molecule: messenger RNA, 3518 nt
Organism: Elaeis guineensis (African oil palm)
Lineage: Eukaryota; Viridiplantae; Streptophyta; Magnoliopsida; Arecales; Arecaceae
Product: DExH-box ATP-dependent RNA helicase DExH9
Biological process (GO): RNA catabolic process; maturation of 5.8S rRNA
Cellular component (GO): nucleus
Molecular function (GO): RNA binding; ATP binding; RNA helicase activity
Source: RefSeq, a predicted model, not a curated record